Tripterygium wilfordii is the source of this 1952-nucleotide messenger RNA. RefSeq names its product 2-(3-amino-3-carboxypropyl)histidine synthase subunit 2. Gene Ontology annotation, biological process: protein histidyl modification to diphthamide. The record is from RefSeq and is a predicted model, not a curated record. The transcript has 10 exons. Bases 42 to 1553 code for a protein of 503 amino acids. Lineage: Eukaryota; Viridiplantae; Streptophyta; Magnoliopsida; Celastrales; Celastraceae. Gene Ontology annotation, molecular function: 2-(3-amino-3-carboxypropyl)histidine synthase activity.
CGCGCAUUCGCAGAGAAGGUGCAUUGCAGUCCGCGGUAGCCAUGGACGAGGAUUCAAAUUACGAAAUUGCCCGAGCUGCCGAGUUCAUUCACAGUAGGAACUUUACCAGAGUUGCUUUGCAGUUCCCAGACGACUUAUUGAAGGAUUCCACUAGAGUGGUGAGAGCUUUGCGGAACAAGCUUCAGUUGCUAAGGGAGUCAUCAGAUGCUGAUAACAAAGAAGUUGGAUUGUUUGUCAUGGCAGACACGACUUAUGGAAAUUGUUGUGUUGACGAGGUUGGAGCAUCCCACAUUGAUGCUGAUUGUGUGGUGCAUUAUGGACAUACUUGUCUCAGCCCGACAUCAACCCUUCCAGCAUUCAUUGUUUUCGGAAAGGCUUCUAUCAGUGUAUCCAGUUGCAUUGAAAAAUUAUCAAGUUAUGCUUUGGCCAAUUGCAAGCCUGUUAUGGUCCUUUAUGGGCUUGAAUAUGCACAUGCAGUCCCAUGUAUUAGGGAAGCACUGGGAGAAGCAGCAAGGUUAUCUGAGUCCAUAUCUAAAUUACAUAUCGAUUUUGCUGAUGUUGCGUGUUCUGUCAUAGAUCCAUCAGCAGAUUGUAAACGUUCUGAUGAGCUCCUUAGACCAGUCACUGGCUAUUCGAGUGUUGGUUCUGGUGCAGAACCGGGCACUAGGCACAGCAUUGGGGGCUUGAUUUGGGAUUUACCCAAAGGACACAAAAUGGAGGAUCACUUGCUUUUUUGGGUUGGUUCUGAGAAUUCCGCAUUUGCAAAUGCUGUACUGACAUUCAAUGGCUGUGAAAUAGUUAGAUAUGACGUGACAUCAGAUUGCUUGGUGGCAGACUUUUCUCAACAGAGAAGAAUUCUUAAGCGUAGAUAUUACCUUGUUGAAAAGGCAAAGGAUGCCAACAUUAUUGGGAUUUUAGUGGGUACUCUUGGUGUAGCUGGUUACCUUGAUAUGAUUCAUCAGAUGAAAGAGCUUAUCACUAGAGCUGGGAAAAAGGCCUACACCCUUGUCAUGGGAAGACCAAAUCCUGCAAAACUUGCCAAUUUUCCUGAGUGUGAUGUUUUCAUCUACGUGUCAUGUGCUCAAACUGCUCUUCUGGAUAGCAAGGAGUUCUAUGCUCCUAUUAUUACUCCAUUUGAAGCUAUGUUGGCGUUUAGCAGGGGAUGCCAAUGGACAGGAGCAUAUCUGAUGGAAUUCCGAGAUUUGAUUAAUUCUUCUCCUGUUGAAGCGAGAAAUGAGUCACAAGAAGCACGGUUUUCUUUUCUUCAUGGUGGAUACAUGGAAGAUUUUGAUGUUCAAGAGAAUGGCAAGGACGAGAAUGAAGUUCUUGCUUUAGCCAAUGCAACAGAGAAAACUCUGCAAUUGCAUGAAGGAAAUUCUAAGUCUGUCUCCAAGGGAGUAAUAAAAUCUGGAGCUGACUAUUUUGCAUCGCGAUCUUAUCAUGGUCUUGAAAUGCAUGGCAAUAAUAGUUCCAUUCCCGAGCCAUAUCUAAUUGGUAGGAGUGGGAAGGCGUCGGGAUAUGAGGAUGAGAAAAGCGGGCAGGAUGGCUUGUGAUAAACUCAUUGAAACUUCAAGCCAUUGGUGUUUUUUGGAUGAGCAGUUACUGGGCUGACCAUCGGUCAGGUUUUUUUAAAGAAUUCAGAAGGAUAGAUGCUGUUUUAUACAUAGGGUUUCUGGUGUUGCAGGAACCUGUGGUUGGCAUAUUUCUCCAACUACUGUCUCACGGAGAUAGGAGCUAGGUAAUGGAUAUUUCCCAUAUUUUGCAGAGGUUCAUUGUGUUUGGGUUAUUUAGUAUUAUUUUUUGGCUUGAUUAUUAUGGUUCAAGUUUGUUAUGUUUAUCUUGAUUUCACCACAGUAAAGUGGUUGUAAUAGUUGCUGAGACUGGUUGUCUAAAUUGCCUAGAACUGUUGCAUUUGAGUGCAAGAUACCCUCCACAUUUUCCCUUCACGGCAA